Messenger RNA from Spodoptera littoralis (African cotton leafworm), 1245 nucleotides. The record is from the annotation of a GenBank genome assembly. NCBI's taxonomy places the organism in Eukaryota, Metazoa, Arthropoda, Insecta, Lepidoptera, Noctuidae.
AUGCGCCUUCAUUAUCUGUCAAAUAAACCGUGGCAAAAGUGGACAAAGGUUUCGAGUCGCAAUUUCAUUUAUUUACGCAAAAUGUCUGCAAAUUCUCCGCCUGGAAAGAGUGAUGGGGAUGACCCUGUGGAUCAGUGUGUGCCGAGCGUCCCGCCAAAUCCUGUGGAGAGCUUAGGAGCUCGUAUUAGGGACUUGGAUGUUGAUUCCAUUCGUCGGUAUUUGGCACAGAAACUCGGAUUUUACGAGCCGCCAGAAACAAGCGCGCCUGUUGAUCAGGUCUUGGAUGAAGUCAACUUAGACGGCAUUGUGAAAUGGAUUAAAAGUGAACGAUGCAAAAAUAUAAUCACUCUGGCCGGGGCGGGUAUUUCAACAUCGGCAGGCAUCCCGGACUUCCGUAGCCCAGAAACGGGUCUCUACCACAACCUUCAAAAGUAUGAUCUACCAGAACCACAGGCUAUAUUUGAGAUAAAUUUCUUCAGACAGAAUCCCAAGCCAUUCUUUAUGCUAGCCAAGGAAUUGUAUCCCGGAAGCUUCAAACCUACAAUCUCACAUUAUUUCAUAAGGCUUUUACAUGAAAAAGGUCUAUUACUUCGCCACUACACCCAAAACAUAGACACUUUGGAGCGAGGAGCUGGCAUUCCUGAGGAGAAACUAGUGGAGGCUCACGGCACCUUCUAUACUUCACACUGUCUCGACUGCCGCAAGGAAUAUAAUCUUGAAUAUGUCAAAGAGCGUAUAUUUGCGGAUCAAAUCCCAAUCUGCACGGAUUGCCCAGGUGUCGUGAAGCCAGAUAUAGUGUUCUUUGGAGAGAGCCUGCCUGACCGGUUCCAACGGUGUCUGCAAGAAGACUUCCAGCAAUGUGACAUGCUCAUCAUCAUGGGUUCCUCGCUUGAAGUCCAGCCUUUUGCCUCACUUAUUGAUAUGGUUCCGGACUGGUGUCCCCGACUGCUGAUAAACCGUGAGAAGGCAGGAGUGAGGUCUCCGUUGUUGCGUCUGUGGGGAGUGAUGAGUGGAGGCCUGCAGUUAGAUGAGGAUGCUGUACGAGAUGUAGCCCGCCUUGGAGACUGUGAUGAUGGAUGCCAGGAUCUCGCUGAUAGACUCGGAUGGGGGGAUGAGCUUCGCGCGUUAGUAGCGAGCGAGCACGCGCGUUUGGAUCUCGCUAAUGCCUUGUCUACGCCCCAUGCGUCGUGCGUGCCACCUACCCCGGCACCCCUGCUCACACCGCCAGCAGACCCCAAACUAUGA